AUGACGUUCGAACAGACCGUAUUCGAACUGGUUCUUGAAGCAGUGAAAAGUGGAAGGAAGAAGAAGGACAUCGCUGAAGAAUUUGGAAUAUCAGCCAGCACACUAUCAACCAUAAUAAAAAAUAAUAAGGAAAUUGAUUUAAGCUUUCCAAUAGACCGGAAUAGGAAGAGAGGUCCUGAUUUUUCAGACGUAGAAGAAUGUGUAGUUAAGUGGUUCAAUCAAUACAGAGAUGCCAAUGUCAGUAUCGGAGGUCCUAUUUUAAAGGAAAAGCAGAAAAUUUCGAAAGUCUGUGGCGAAAGUGCAAAUGUCAGUGAUAAUGUUGUAAAUGAAUGGAAAAUAAAUUUGAGUGAGCUACUUGAAGGAUAUAAACCAUGUGAUAUAUUUAAUGCAGACGAAACUGCACUUUUUUACAAAUGUAUGCCAGAUAAAACUUUAACAUUCAAAAGUGAGAAAUGCAGUGGUGGUAAACAUAGCAAAGAACGACUUACACUAUUAUUGGCUGUUAACAUGACUGGCACAGAUAAACUGAAACCUUUAAUAAUCGGAAAAUCGAAAAACCCGAGGUGUUUUGCUGGUGUCAAAUCUUUUCUCGUUGACUACACAGCAAAUAAGAAAGCAUGGAUGACUAACAAUUGCCUGGCUCACAAUAUUAUACCGAAUUGUCAAGCUAUAAAAGUAAAAUUUUUACCGCCAAAUACCACAUCAAAAUCGCAACCUUUGGACCAAGGAAUUAUUAAAACGUUCAAGACGCUUUAUAGAAAAGAAAUAGUGAGGAAAAUUAUAAGUGAUAUGGAUGAAGAAAAAUCUACAGUAAUCGAUGUUCUUCAAGCUAUGCGCAUUGUUGAUAAGACAUAG
Molecule: messenger RNA, 855 nt
Organism: Rhopalosiphum padi (bird cherry-oat aphid)
Lineage: Eukaryota; Metazoa; Arthropoda; Insecta; Hemiptera; Aphididae
Product: tigger transposable element-derived protein 6-like
Exons: 4
Coding region: 1-855 (284 amino acids)
Cellular component (GO): nucleus
Molecular function (GO): DNA binding
Source: RefSeq, a predicted model, not a curated record